GCUGGAAGCGCUACCUGCAGAAACCCUGAGAAGGUCUGCAGGCCAGGAAGGGCCUAGAAGGCACCAAGCGCUGACUUGAUGAUGCUGGAAGCGCUUUCUGCGCUGUCUGGAGGUACUGGAAGCGCCGCAGCGCUGACUGGAAGCUUCUAGAAGUGCAGGGGGCUGAUGGUGUUGCUGCACAGUCUAGAAGUGACUGGAAGCGCUGUUGCGCUGGCUGGAGGUUGCUGGAAGGACGUGGAAGUCCUGGCUGGAGAUUUCCCAGACGCACGGGGGGCUGAUGGUUAUGCCGUGCAGACUAGGCUGGAAGCCUGUGGAAAGGCUGACUUGAUGUUGCUGGAAGCGCGUGGAAGCGCAGACUGGAUUCUCCUAGAGACGCAGGGGGCUGAUGGUAAUGCUGCGCAGCCUAGGCUGGAAGCCUGUGGAAAGGCUGACUUGAUGGUGCUGGAAGCGCGUGGAAGCGCAGACUGGAUUCUCCUAGAGGCGCAGGGGGCUGAUGCUUAUGCUGCGCAGCCUAGGAGUGACUGGAAGCGCGUGGAAGCGCCAACUGGAUGGUGCUGGAAGCGCAGAAGCCUUGAGGAUACUUGCUGCGCAGACUGGAAGUGGCUGGAAGCGCUGAGAAGCGCAGAUGACGUGGAAGAGCACUGAGGAUUUCACGUAGAAGCGAGGAUGACGUAGAGCAACGUAGAGGAUGUGGUGUGCGCGGCGUAGAGAAGCGCAGAGCGUGCGCAGCGUAGAGUGUUCCUUGAGUUGCUUGAGUUGUCCGGGGAGUGGUGCUU
Molecule: messenger RNA, 776 nt
Organism: Tilletiopsis washingtonensis
Lineage: Eukaryota; Fungi; Basidiomycota; Exobasidiomycetes; Entylomatales
Exons: 1
Coding region: 166-645 (159 amino acids)
Source: RefSeq, a predicted model, not a curated record